Molecule: messenger RNA, 4670 nt
Organism: Astyanax mexicanus (Mexican tetra)
Lineage: Eukaryota; Metazoa; Chordata; Actinopteri; Characiformes; Acestrorhamphidae
Gene: rtn4rl2a
Product: reticulon 4 receptor-like 2 a
Exons: 3
Coding region: 170-1540 (456 amino acids)
Cellular component (GO): plasma membrane
Molecular function (GO): protein binding
Source: RefSeq, a predicted model, not a curated record
GCGCGUAAUGCCGGGGGUAUAAACGGGAGCCCAGCACGAGCACCAGGCACACACACUCGCUCUCCCUCUUCCUCUCACACUCUCAGCCGUUCCGGCACGAGAACCAGAGCAUCAGCGGAGAUAGCAGGAGAACACUCGCCUCCUAACUCGCUCUCGGCUUUGGUUCGGCAUGGACACGUCUUCGGUUACGCGGAGCUCCUCCGUUACGCACAGCUUCAAGAGUGCUCUCGCACUCUGGCUGGUUGUCUGGCUGCUAGUGAUGAAGCCGGCGCCUGCGCAGGCAUGUCCUCACCUCUGCGUGUGUUACCCGUCCCCCAUGACUGUGAGCUGCCAGGCGCAGAACUUCACGGCCGUGCCCACUGGCGUGCCCUACGACUCCCAGCGCGUCUUUCUGCAGAACAACCGCAUUACCGAACUGAGAGUGGGGUCUUUUGGCUUUGGGACUCAGGUCCUGUGGCUCUUCUCAAACAACAUUACCUGGAUUGAGGCUGGUGCGUUCAGCGAGCUGCGUGACCUGGAGGAGCUGGAUCUUGGUGACAACCCUCACCUGCGUCGCCUGGAGGGCGGAGCAUUCCGCGGCCUGGAGAAGCUGCAGAGUCUGCACAUGCACCGCUGCCGCCUGGCCGCCCUCCCGCACGACAUCUUCCACAAGCUCUACAGCCUGCAGUACCUCUACCUGCAGGAGAACCAGCUCCACCACCUCCAAGACGACCUGUUCGCUGAUCUCAUCAACCUCAGUCAGCUCUUCUUGCACGGCAACCGCAUCCGCACUCUCUCCGAGAAUGUGUUCCGCGGCCUGGUCAACCUGGACCGCCUGCUCGUCCAUGACAACCGCAUCCGGCAGGUCAACCGCCGUGCCUUCCGUGACCUGGGCCGCCUCACCAUGCUCUUCCUCUUCAACAACUCUCUGGCUGAGCUGCCCGGUCAGGCCAUGCGCGACAUUGAGUCUAUCCAGUUCCUGCGACUGAACAACAACCCCUGGGCAUGUGGCUGCGAGGCUCGUCCUCUGUGGGAGUUCUUCAGGUCCAACCGGGUGUCCAGCUCUGAGCUGCUGUGCGCCUCUCCCGCUCCCCGUCGCGGCCUGGACCUGCGCUUCCUGAGAGAGAUGGACUUCGCCCUGUGCCCCCUUCCCGACCCUGGCUCUCUGGCUGGAACCACCACCACCACCUUCAGCACCAAGACCCGCUGGUGGUUCUCCAAGCACAAGCCCGUCAGCUCCACCAAGGGCGUCUUCGAAAAGAGUUCAGAAACCGUGAAGGCUCACCCCUACUCCGGCAAGCCUUCCAUCACUUCCACGUCUACGAAGUACGAGCUGGGUGAAGAAGAGGCGCUGCUUCCCAAGCUGGACCCAGAAGAGUACUGGGCCAACUAUGGCAACGAGGAUGCAGGCAUCACCUCCCUGCGCUGCUUCGAGCUGGAAUGCCCACCUGAUUUCGACACCCUUCCACCCUUCUCUUCUUCCUCACACUCCUCUCCAUCUAGUCUCUUGCUACUUGCUAUGACCAUUCUGACUGUUUGUGUCCAUCUUCUCUUUGGUUGAAUAUUCGUGUUUCAUGAGGGACCUUAGUCCCUCUUUUAUUUUUUCCCCUCUAUGGAGGAGAGAAAAUCCCGUUUACUCAACCUAACUCUCACCAACCUGAUUCCUGUUUGACUUCCGCCUUACCUGUAUCUCUGUUCUGUUCAGUUUGAGCCUUUAGCAUCUCAAAGCAGCUAGAGGGCGCUACACUGAUUUAGGAUACAGCAGGGGAAGCAGGGAAUAAAGGGCAGGUACUGCAGUGCAGGCCAUUAUCACAAUGGAAGGGAAUGAUAGCUAAUACCAGAGGGCUUGGUUAGUCAACAGGUACUGUCCUCCUUCCUUGUGGAAACGUUUACUUAAAGUCAUAUAUAGCUCAGUUCGUAUGGACUGGAGGAUAUAUGGUUCCAUCCUAGGUUUAUGUACAACAUUUGUAUACUUCUGCCUUUUUGGCUAUUAUUAUUCUUAUUAGUGCUACUCUAGCUAUUGUAACUGCUGCUUGUGUUGGUCCAAUGACUAGAACUGUCUUUUUACGAUUGCAGCUAACAAUACUGUUACUCUUAAGUGCUCCGGUUUCAGUGCUCUUAAAAGCACUGGUCAUAGUAAUCAUGUUAGAUAGACAUGACCUCUAAAACUAUUAUCUCACUGAUAACCAUGACAGUUCUUCAGAUUGCAGCACUGCAUGGAACAGUGGAAAGACUGUACAACACCGUUAAUUUUAUCACACAUAUCAAAUAAGUUGAUAAUAGGUUCAGGGCAAUCCGACAGAUGGAAUGUGAAAGCAGAGAGCAAAACUGUGAGAAGUGACAGGGAAAUCCUGGGAGAAUGAUUAGACAAAGUGGAGAAAUAAAGACAGGUCUGAAAGGGAGAGAAAGACGACAAUAAAUAGGCAAAGUAGAACAAGACAGCACACCGAAAACAGAGAAAUAGAGGAAAACAUGUCUUUUGUCUUCUCAUUCUGUCACCAACAAGCAAUGACAUCAUCACUCAGCUCUUGUAAAUAUGCCGUGACAUCGUCAAGAGGAGAGAGCUGUACAUAGAGCGAAGAUGAGCCUUUCAGUGUUUAGUUGUAAUUCUACGUUCUGACUGGUUGUGAAUGUUCUUGUGAGUGCUGUCAGUGAAUGGCAAGGUCAACCUACCAGCAAGAAGGAGUGUGUGAAUUAAUCUGCUGUCCUUUAUGUCCUUCAUGUUAAACUUUGUCAUGGGCAUGUUUAUCUUCUUUCACAGAUUUACUUCAUAUUUGAAGUAAUAUAUUUUUUGUUUUUCUUUGUCCUUUUUCAAAUAUAAACAAAUGUAUGUACCAACUUGCUCACUGUGAGACUUUCUUUUCAUAAAGCUCUCCUUAGAGCUUUAAAGCCCAACUAAAACAUAUUGCAACAAUACCUUGAAAAAGGGGAAUCAUAUCAGGACAACAACCAACUUAAGACAAGAAGACCCUGGGGGCACACAGUUUACUUAGAGACUAUUGAGCCCACCAGUCAAUGGACACAAACAAAUCUAAUCUUGGACACAUUCUGAAGACAAGGCAAUAAGAGAAAGCACAUGGGUACAAAUGAGAGUACUUAGAAAGAAAAUGACCUCAGGAGAAGGCAAUAGGGCUGGGACUGACUGGGAAAAUGGACACCAGUGGACUGAGCGAGGAGUAGGAGGAGAGAUGACUAACAAGUUCACUAAUGACUAAUGGGUUGCCCUAUAACACAUGGUCUGUCAAAGGAUAAUCUGAUGAAACAGUGCUGAACAAUAUGCUGUGCAGAUCUUUGGUGAUUGGUGAACAAAUGAUCCCUUCCAACGAGAAACCAUUUAUCAGGCAUUUCUUCCUUUUUACAUUAGAAAACUAAAAUGUGCUUUAUUUAGACACAUUUCUUAAUUCUUGAAGGCGCUUACAAUAGUAAGUGAAUGUUAAAAUGAGUAAAUAGUAAAUAAAAGAAUGGAAAUGAUAUAUGGUUAUUCGUUGAAAGGGUGAACAUAUUAACAAUGUUUGCAGUGUCUGUUGGGGCAGCAUGAGAUGAGAUAUUUGACAGGGGGAAGAAAAGACCACCUGUCUUUUGCUCUCUCUAAUUCACCUGCCCUUUCUCUCCAACUGACUGUCUGACUCUCUAUUCUAUCUAUUCAUCUAUUUAUAGGCUCUUAAGACUGAAGGUGAGUAUGCUUACUCUGCUACUUCUGUAGCUCCAUUCUCUCUCUUUCCCUCUUCCUCCACCACUUCUCUGGAAUAGAUUAGCUUCUAAAUCUUAUCCUUUCUCUGAGUAAAAAGAUGUCAGCAGAGAUUGACAAGCAUAGCAAAGACAGAUUGACAGGCAGAUAAGACAGACAGGGCUGUAGGGGGAUGGAAGUAGUGAAGAAGUGAAAAAAUGGAACAGUUAAGGUGGAAAGGGCAAGGACAGAAAGAGAACGAGAGAAUGAGAGCAAGAGAAAGAGAGUAGGAGCAGAAGGCAGGGGCGUAUGGGUGGAUGUGGGUGGCAGAAAGAGAGAAAGAGAAAUCAGAGAUAAAAACAAGAAGCACUCAAGGGAAAAAGAGAGAACUGGACUAAGAUGGAGAGAAAUCCAUUUCCUGCGGCCUCUCAAGCCAAAAAUGAAAGUGAAAGGCUGAGAGAGAGAAGGAGAGAAAUAUUUGCAUUCAUUUUCUAAUCUUAAGGGCCUCAAACAGACUCAAAUUCAAAUGUUUUACAAGUGUUUAACCGAUGUAUGUCUUUUUUGGGGGACAUUUUUUACUGUUUGUUUCAGCAAUAUUGUCUUUGUAUUUCUGUUCUUUCAAAAGAAGCAAAUGUUAUUUUUUUGUUACAGGAGGUAUAUGAAUUUGCCAUGACAAAGUUGGUUUGUUAGUCCAAGUCUUGUCAGAUUUGUGUUUGUGUGUAUGUGUGUGUAUUUUCAUAUGUGUGUGUAAGUGUGUGAUGCAAUUGGCAGCCAAAAGGGGUAAGGUCAAACUGCAUAAAGGUGCUCUCGAGGGGCCGUAUUUGUGAGGUCGCUCAUAGAUGACCAAAGCUUAGUUAUACCUUUUUACCCAGUGAGAGUGUGUGUGUGGUGCGAGUGAGUAGGUGUGAAUGUGUGAGCGCAUCUGGAUGUGAAUCUGAACCACGAAUGUAAAUGUGUGAAGAAUGAGAUGUCAAAAGCGCUGUCAUUUCAGCAAAUAAAUGGGAAUCAGUGCUUUUCAAUAACA